This is a messenger RNA of Prunus armeniaca (apricot), 276 nucleotides long. Lineage: Eukaryota; Viridiplantae; Streptophyta; Magnoliopsida; Rosales; Rosaceae. The record is from the annotation of a GenBank genome assembly.
AUGAUGCCUCAUCAGAAAGGAGCAGUUGCUUUCAGUUUGCCCAAAUCAGUUUCUCCACAUUUCGUUCCUUGUUCCAUUGCUAUUAUAUUUAGAGAGAAAGAGAGAGAGGUAGAGAUGGCGGGAGUGGGUGGUGCUGUAGGAGUACUGAUAUUGGACGAGUCUCUACUUUUGGGGCUGAGGAAGCAAAGCAAGACUUCCAAGAGAUUGUAUGAACUAGAAUUUGGACUCCGUAUCGUACGGUCGUUUAAAUUGUUGACUAGGAUGGUUUUACUUUAG